CAACCCCAACAACAACCAGUAGUACCAUUGCAACAACCACAGCAGCCUCUACAGCCAGGAGGAAACUCAUUAUCUGUUUCUGCUGUUCCUCCGGCCGCUGGUACUGGAGCUGGUAUGGGAGUAUCAUCAUUACAGCAAUCCCAACAACAACCAGCAGUACCAUUACAACAACCACAGCAGUCUCUACAGCCAGCAGGAAACUCAUUAUCUGUUUCUGCUGUUCCUCCGGUCACUGGUACUGGCGCUGGUAUGGGAGUAUCAUCAUUACAGCAAUCCCAACAACAACCAGCAGUACCAGUAGCAGCGCAUUCUACGGGAGGAGCUGCGGGUUCCUCUCCUGAACCAACGCCUGCUGAUGUGAUUAACGUGCUGCGAGAAAAGCUUCUUUUGGAGAAGGCUGAUGCUUAUGUGCGAAACUUAGAACAACAGAGAGAGGAAGAAGAACGACUCUCUCGUGAAAGGGAAGAGCGUCUUUUAUUCUAUAAACAAGGAGAGAUGGUGGCACUCUUGACUCGUCUACGGCAGGAGGAUCAUGAAAUGUUGGAAGCCAUGUAUGAAACAAUUACGCACAAAGAAGAAGUGGUGGGGGCUCCACAUAUUUCACAUCCCAUCAUUUAUCAACAACAACAACAACAAAAACAAGAGACUUCUUCUCGCCCGUCAACAACAAUGCACACGUCUGGAUCGCAAAAUGUACCACUGUUUCCACCAGGAGUGAUGGCAGCCUAUAGUGCAGAUGUAAGCAAAGUACCCCCAUCACAGUCAGAACUCAAAGAAUCACAACAACAAGAACAGAGACAAUCAAUCUACAGUAUACCACCGCCGUUACAAACUCCAUCUGCUGUACCAUCAUCAUUAUUAUCACAAGCACAAAAGGAAACAGUCACAGUAAAAGGGCAAGAACAACAACCACAGCCAUUACCACCACCGCCAGUUAUUAAUAGACCAACACCCCUACAACCUCCAUCUACAACAACUCCGCCAAUAUCACAGGUGAGAUCUGAAGAACCAAAACGAGAUGUAUCCGUUUCCGUAAAUACAGUGGAUUCCCCAUGGGACGCAACAGAUGGUUCAAUGAAGGCAUGGGUAGAUCGACACUUUGGUUCCACACUGGAUCCACAGCAUCGUGCCCUUCUUCAUCAUGUAUUACUCUCAAGAGAAGCUGAAAUGCGGCGAGUAUUGGCUGCGGAAUCACAAUGUAAACAGCUUGAGACGCAACUCAACGCUUUGAAAAGGCCUGAUGUGUCAAGAACGGAAACAGAUGGGAAAGACCCAAUAAGUAUGAGUCCAAGACAACAUGAACAGGAGAAUGAAUUGACACGUGCGCUUGCUCUUUUAUACGCAAAGGAGGAAGAACUUAAAGCUGUACGAAAAAUUCAACGUGAACAAGAAGCAAAAUUGGAGGAAGUAACCCGUUCUUGGCGGCCUCCGACAGUCCAAAUAUCUGGAGUUUCAACUAGCCGUGAGAAACAGCUUCAAGAAGAAGAAGAAGAACGUCGUUGGAGACAACGCUAUCAAUCUAUUGAACAGCAACAUCGCUUUAGUGUUCAACGCUUAGAAGAGCUCCAGGCGUAUAUUGAGCAAUUACGCAGUAGUGCCCAACAGGCUGUUAUGAACGUUGCCUCCUCCUCCUCAUCAGCUGCGAAUCUCCAACCACGUUCAACAGGUACAACGACAGUGUGGAUGUCUUCUGUUAGUGGCUCAGCUCCUACAUGUUGUAUGGAGGAAAGAACACCAUUCAACAGUGUCUCUCUUGGACAGACCUCUUCUGGAAUGCAGAACUUUACAUCCUUAUCUAAUCAGAAAACAGGGGACAUGUUUACUUCAGUCCCAGAACAGCAAAAGGUAUCUUUUGGUAUUCCCAAUAAUACACCACUACCGGUGAUGUCUGGUGUAAAUAACUCUUCUGCAGUUCCUCCUACUGCUGCUUCUGGUGGUAAUAGUGAUAGUGUUGACCGUGCGACUGCACUGCAGCAAUUACGUUCAGAGCUUGAGGCUGAGUGUGGACGGUUUGCAGAUGAGACGCAACGCUGGCACAAGUACGUAGAGAAUCAAAAUGAGCGAUUCUCAAAUCUUCGUAAACGGUGA
Messenger RNA from Trypanosoma theileri, 2088 nucleotides. RefSeq lists its product as uncharacterized. The transcript has a single exon. NCBI's taxonomy places the organism in Eukaryota, Euglenozoa, Kinetoplastea, Trypanosomatida, Trypanosomatidae. The annotation marks the transcript as partial. The record is from RefSeq and is a predicted model, not a curated record.